UUGCGUCGUGUCGUGUGGUGGGUGAGAUGAGGAUGGCGAGGUCGCGAACACCAGACGUUUACAAUUUUCAAUGUUGAAAGCCAGUGCCAGUCUAGCACGAGCUGCCGCUCAGGAGACACCCGUAGGGGACUUGCUUGUUUCAAGUUGAUGAACAAGAGAAGAUGCCUGGCCACCGUCAGCCUAAGUCUCUGGUAGACCUUAGUUUGGGGCGUGUGUGCCAACAACUCGACGGGACGUGCCGACGUCUACAGCAACUAUCACAAGAAUCGCCAGCCGCUCAGGUCCUCGUCUACGCCAAGCAGAAUAUCAGGCCUUACUACGUUAACGCUCUGCCAGCUCAGCUUCGUUCCCGAGUCAUAAACGAAACCUCCCGAAUGUUGGAUGGACCCUCCACUGAUGGCUCAACCCUAAUCUCCGGACCAGCUCCACUCUACCUUCACGCCCUCCUCCUAGGUCACGACAUCAAACGAAUCAAAGUCAAUCUCUGCUGCUACUACGGCUGCAGUCACCAAACAUCCCUCCUCAAACUCCUAGCAACCGAAGGAAUCGGCCUCGAGUCCCUAGAACUCGCCCGAUCAGCCCUUCUUCGCCUCGACUGCAAACUCCUCCGCACAUCUCUCGUCAGCAUGAAGAACCUCCAAAGCCUAACCCUCCGCAACAUCGCCAGCGACGCCGUUCUCCAAGUAGUAGGCAAAGCCUGCCCGAAACUCGUCGUCCUCGACGUCGCCUGCUCCCGCCAAGUAACCGACACCGGCCUAAAGCAACUCCUCCUCCAAGUCGAAUUCCGCGACAAACUCCCAGACCUAACAACCAGAGACACCACAAGUUGGUCCAAACUCAAGACCCUAAUAUCCAAACUAAAAAACUCCCGACGCGACAAAAAGGACAAGCAGAUCCUCCUGGAGUAUUACGAUCGUCGGAACUUCCUCUGCGACACCCUUCGAGUGCUGAACGUCGCCAACACCGGAGUGACCAGCGCCGGCGUCCUCCUCGCCCUCGAACACGUUCCCCGUCUCGAAUCCCUCGCCGACUACAACCACAUGGGUCGUGUAGUCGAAAUAAUGAACCGCAAUGUCAUAAACCUAAAAACCCCCUUCAAACUAACCCAAGCCCGAAGUUCCCGAACCACUCCCUCAAGGCUCGAACUCCUAGCCCAAGCCUGUCCCCUAGUCGAACGCCUCCACAUAUCCGAACCUCAUCAUCCACCCGAAGCCCUAAGACUCUUCCCCUUCGUCACCUCACUCAGCAUUCACGGCGUCCCCCCACAAAAGGAAUGGCUCACCGGCUUCUAUCACUAUCUCACCACCCACGGAUCCAAUCUCCGAAAACUCGACAUUCGCCUAACCCAAAGCGAACAACCCAUAGAUCUCGACCUAAAGGAAAUUUUCACCAGUUGUCCCAAUCUCCGAACAUUGACCAAAGACGGUUGUAAUGUGAUCUGGUCCGAGGGUGCCGAUCCCCAGCCUUUGAGAAAUCUCCAAAAAGUCCAACUCGGUAGAAGCUGCAGUGCGGCAACAAUUCUAAAACUCUUAUCGCUGGCUCCUGAACUGAACGCUCUUCAUGUUCACAGUUGCUUCGAUCUCUCCGACGAGCAUAUCGAAAAGCUGCUCGAAAAAAAGAGCCAAGAGUCGAAGAGUCUUGUACAGAAUCUGACGUGUUUCUACAUUUACGAGGCGAGCAAAGUCUCCGCGACGAUGGUCCUGAACAUGUUCAAGAGCUGUCGUAAAUUGAAGAAGAUUGGAAAUCUCACCAAUUGGGGCCUAGAUUGUGAUGGAGUGAGGAUGCUGCGAAAUGCUCUGGCGAAGGAGAAUCUUGACGUUGAUCUGUGUCCAGGUUCUCAUUGGUUCUGGAGUAAUUGCAUACAGUAGAGGAGUGGAAUUUUAGUGGAUGAAAGUGACCGAAAAUUUAAUGUCUAAACAAAACUACUGCCAUUGGGGGUCUUUGAAGAGAAGAAGUCUUUAAGUCUUCAAAAGUGUUUUAAAGUCUUUAAGCCUUCAAAAGUGUUUUAAAGUCUUUAAGUCUUCAAAAGUGUUUUAAAGUCUUUAAGCCUUCAAAAGUGUUUUAAAGUCUUUAAGUCUUCAAAAGUGUUUUAAAGUCUUUAAGUCUUCAAAAGUGUUUUAAAGUCUUUAAGGUCUUUAAAAAGUCUUUAAAAAGUCUUCAAAAGUCUGGAAAAAGUCUUUUAAGUUCUCCAUUUGGAUUCCGCUGGAUGACUACGAACAGUUUCUGCUAUUUUUAACCUGGUGGAAUAAAAAGUGAUGAAGCAUAAUAAACAAUCGUUUUCGAAAUGAAAAUGCUAACGGAUCUUGAAGAAGUGAAUAAGAUUUUUGGGUUCAGUUGGUAAAGUCACUGAAAGUUCCUCUCGGGGUUUCAAAAUUAAGAGGUCCCUGAAGUUGGCGUCGACGUCGAGCGUCAAAAAACGGUUUUUUCUUCUUCAAACUUGAAGAACCUGCAAUUUUUCAAGGAUUGUAGGGUAAAAAAGUAUUCAAAAGAAGUUUUCAACUCCCUAGGGAAAUAAAAAAAGGAAAAUUAGUAACGUUUUUGGCACUAAAAACCCCAAAGUCUUUUUUUCCUCAAAAUUGGAGAAUAUGGCAAUUUUUCGAGGCUUUUAGGGUCAAAAAGUAUUCAAGAGAAGUUUUUAACUCCCUGGGGGAAUAAAAGAAAGAAAAUUAGUCACGUUUUUAUGAUUAAACUUCAAAACCUUUAAAAAAAAAUUCUGACGCUACGACAAAAAAAGUUGUUCAAUUUUUUCUUUUUGCGAAAAAAAAUUCUUUUUACAUUUUUAACCUAAAAUAAAAAUUCUUUUAGAUCUUUUAACCUAAAAUAAAAAUUGUUUUAAACCUUUCAACCUAAAUUUAAAAUUCUUUUUAAUUUUUUUAACCUGAAAUCAACCGAAAAAGUGGUUCGAUUUUUUCUGUUUGCGAAAAAAAAUUCUUUUCACAUUUUUAACCUAAAAAAAAAUUCUUUUAGAUCUUUUAACCUAAAAUAAAAAAUUAUUUUGAAUAUUUUAACCUAAAAUAAAAAUUCUUUUCACACUUUUGCCUUAAAUUAAAAAUUCUUUUAACUACUCUUUUAAUCUAAAAUCACCUAAAAAGAAAGGUUUAAUUUUUUUCUUUUCGCGAAAAAAAGUUUUGGAUGCUCAGCGUCGACACAAAAUUCAGAGCGCCAGGAAGAUUCGAACCCCUGACGCUGAGAUCCACUGUCAGUCACUUUACCAACUCGACCACUACAAAUAUCGUCUAAAAAUCAUUUUCGCAACGUCGUGACAGCAGUUCAGACCAGAAUAAACUGGUGAUUUCGAAGUUUUUCUAAAAUUAAAAAUCGACUAGUUCCGAUUUGUUAUUUUUUAAUUUACAAACACUAUUCAUAAUAAAAAAAUUAAAAAUAA
This is a messenger RNA of Leptopilina heterotoma, 3385 nucleotides long. RefSeq lists its product as uncharacterized. Gene Ontology annotation, biological process: SCF-dependent proteasomal ubiquitin-dependent protein catabolic process. The record is from RefSeq and is a predicted model, not a curated record. The transcript is spliced from 2 exons. Gene Ontology annotation, cellular component: SCF ubiquitin ligase complex. The coding region runs from base 162 to 1868 and encodes 568 amino acids. Lineage: Eukaryota; Metazoa; Arthropoda; Insecta; Hymenoptera; Figitidae.